Thamnophis sirtalis is the source of this 991-nucleotide messenger RNA. Lineage: Eukaryota; Metazoa; Chordata; Lepidosauria; Squamata; Natricidae. The record is from RefSeq and is a predicted model, not a curated record.
AAUGCCCUGGGACUCAGGUCUACCGCAAUUGUGCCAACGCCUGUCCAUACACCUGCUCCGAUCUGCGGCCAGAAGCUCAGUGCAUGCAAGAGGACUGCCAACCUGGAUGCAUUUGCCCACCUGGCCAGGUGAUGCAAGGCAUGCUGUGUGUCCCCGUGGAAGAGUGCCGGUGCGUGAUCGGCCAGGCGCCUGCUGUGCCCUGGGCUGCCAACUUAUCUGAGGAAGAGCGCACCCGGGAGCAUGGGCCUGGCAGUACUUUCCAACAUGAAUGCAACACCUGUGUCUGCCAGAGGGGCGUCUUCAUCUGCACCCAGGAGAUCUGUGAUGUGCCCUGUGUCUGGUCCGAGUGGUCUCCAUGGUCCUCCUGCCCCGUGACCUGCGGCUCCGGCAACCAGAUCUCCCAGCGCCACCCGACCCAGCCGCGCAUGUUCAAUGGGGCCGAAUGCCAGGGGCCAUCGGUACGCUGGGCACCGUGCACUCUCCCGGAUUGUGCCUGCCCAGAGGGGGAACACCGACAGCCCGCUGUUCCGUCGACUGCCUGUGAGCGCAGCUGCCGUCAGAUCUACGUGGAGCUUCCCCGAAAUUGCAGCUGGGGGCCGGUGCAGGGUGCCUGCAUGUGUCUGCCUGGGCACUACCGCAACAGCAGUGGACACUGCGUGGUGGCUGCCCUCUGCGAGUGUGAGGAGGGAGGCCAGGUGUACUUGAACCUGCAGUGCCCACGCGGUGAGACUGAGCCCGUGGUGCUGCCAGUUAUCCGUGGGUGCGAAUGUAGCAGCUGCCAAGGUGGCGACCUCUCCAAGCGUUGACCUCUCCUCUCCUCCACGGAUGUAACUUGGGAGUGAAACUGGGGUCCUUCCCCCCACCCCUCACUGCAAAUUCUCCUGCCUUAUAGUCUUUCUCUUCUUCAGUCUUUAAAUAAAGACUGCGUACUUGAGAGACCGCCUCCUGCCAAUUACCUCCCUGCAACCAAUUAGAUCACAUAGAUUAGGCC